UCACCCUCUACUUCACUUGCUAGCUAACUAAACAAAUAUGGCUUCUAAAACCUCGGCCUCUCUUGCCCUCUUCUUCUUUGUUAACCUCCUCUUCUUUUCCCUUGUUUCCUCUUGUGGUACGUGCCCUAAUCCCCCGAAGCCCAAACCUAAGCCUAAACCGAAGCCACUCCCUAGUUGCCCUCCUCCCCCGGCUCACCCAGCUCCCUCGGCCCCCCCGGUUCAACCAACUCCCUUGGCCCCCCCGGUUCACCCGGCUCCCCCGACUCACCAGGCUCCCCCUAGGGCCCCUACUUGUCCUAGGGAUGCUCUUAAGUUGGGAGUGUGCGCCGAUUUGCUUGGAGGAUUGCUUGGUACCAUCAUUGGAACUCCUUCCAAGACCGAUUGUUGCACGCUCAUUGCUGGCUUGGGCGAUCUCGACGCUGCUGUUUGUCUUUGCACUGCCAUCAAGGCAAACGUGCUUGGAAUCAACCUCAAUGUUCCCGUUUCUCUCAGCUUGCUUCUUAAUGUUUGCGAGAAGAAAUUGCCGUCUGGCUUCCAGUGUGCUUAACUAAAAAUGUGUUUAUGCAUGUUUAUGUUGUUGUUUAUGCAUGUAUGUUUGUUCUACAUACAAAUAAAUAUUGGGGAUUUAACUUGCUUGCAAGUGAUGUCUUAAGAUUCACUUGAUGUAAUAAGUUUGUAUUUGUGUUUGUAAUAAUCAUUCUUAUUAUAGUUAUUAUGUAUUUUGGUGUUUGUGCA
This is a messenger RNA of Impatiens glandulifera, 735 nucleotides long. RefSeq names its product pEARLI1-like lipid transfer protein 1. The record is from RefSeq and is a predicted model, not a curated record. NCBI's taxonomy places the organism in Eukaryota, Viridiplantae, Streptophyta, Magnoliopsida, Ericales, Balsaminaceae. The transcript has a single exon. Bases 38 to 547 code for a protein of 169 amino acids.